AUGUUGAGGCUGGUUUCAUACAAAGUGGCAGGUCCACUUAAAGCUAGUAUUGGAAAGAGUUUAUUAUUAGCACGUUUUGCUAGCUCAGAUCCAAAAACAACAACGGCGUCGGCAUCAUCAUCAUCAUCAUCGUCAUCCAGUUCUACAAAAAAACCUAUAUUCGAAGGUAUCCCCGAUGCUGGUGAUGAUUCACACUCUGGCGAAUACAUCAAAACUGUAUCGAAACCGUACACUGUUACGACGUAUGCUCGUCCAAAUCUUGUACUUACCCAUGGUAAAGGUUCGCAUAUCUAUGACUUGGAGGAUCGUAAGUACAUAGACUUUACAUCCGGGAUUGCAGUUACAUGUUUGGGACACGCCAAUGAAGAAAUAAGCAAAAUCAUUCAAGACCAGUCGCAGAAACUUUUGCAUUGUUCUAACUUGUACUACAACUUACCAGCUGGGGAAUUGGCCAAUAAGCUAGUGACAAAGACACGGGAAUUAGAUGGUAUGAGUGAUGCCGCACGAGUUUUCUUGUGCAAUUCAGGUACGGAGGCAAAUGAAGCCGCCAUGAAAUUUGCUAGAAAGUACGGUAAGAUGGUGAGUGGGGGAAGUGAAGAAAAAGUGGAGUUUAUUACUUUUGAGAAUUCAUUCCAUGGUAGAUCACUUGGUGCAUUAUCAUUAACACCCAAUCCCAAGUACCAAAAGCCGUUUGCUCCGUUGAUUCCUGGAGUCAAUGUUGCCAAGCCUAAUAAUAUUGAAAGCGUUAAGCAGCUUAUAUCGAGAGAUAAGACAUGUGCGGUGAUUAUAGAGCCAAUUCAAGGUGAAGGAGGUGUCAAUCCUAUAGAUGGCGAGUUUUUGGUGCAGUUGAGACAGUUGUGUGACGAGAACGAUGUUGUUUUAAUAUAUGAUGAGAUUCAAUGUGGGUUGGGUCGUUCAGGAAAGCUUUGGGCACAUUCCCACCUCCCUAAGGAAGCGCAUCCAGAUAUUGUAACAAUGGCAAAAGCAUUGGGUAAUGGUUUCCCCAUAGGAGCUACAAUGAUCACUGAGAGAAUUGAGAAUGCAUUAGCUGUGGGAGAUCAUGGUACUACAUAUGGUGGUAACCCGUUGGGUUCAAGAAUUGGAUCCUACGUUGUUGAUCAAAUUGCAAAUGAGGAGUUCUUGGCUAAAGUGAAUGAAAAAUCCAAUUUAUUUACCGAUAAGUUGGAAAAAUUGGCCAACGAAUUUCCGGAAAAGAUUUUGAAAGUUAAAGGUAAAGGUUUGCUUUUGGGGUUGCAGUUUGAUGAAAAAGUUGAUAUCAACAAGAUUGUGGAGAAAUGUAGAGAGAAUGGGCUUUUAAUUAUCACUGCUGGCUUAAAUACAGUGAGACUUGUACCAGCAUUGAAUAUACCUGAGGGUGACAUCACGGAAGGACUUGCAGUAUUGGAGCAUUGUAUUAGAAAUAGUUGA
This is a messenger RNA of Lodderomyces elongisporus, 1428 nucleotides long. RefSeq names its product acetylornithine transaminase (gene ARG8). Gene Ontology annotation, cellular component: mitochondrial matrix. Bases 1 to 1428 code for a protein of 475 amino acids. The transcript has a single exon. Gene Ontology annotation, molecular function: identical protein binding; pyridoxal phosphate binding; transaminase activity. The record is from RefSeq and is a predicted model, not a curated record. Lineage: Eukaryota; Fungi; Ascomycota; Pichiomycetes; Serinales; Debaryomycetaceae. Gene Ontology annotation, biological process: arginine metabolic process.